AUGGCGAUGAUGAUGACUGGCCGUGUGCUGCUGGUGUGUGCCCUCUGCGUGCUGUGGUGCGGUGUCGGCGGAGGUUGUGAAGAAGUGCCCGGAGUAUCUCCCUCUGGUGUGUCCGGUGAUCUUGAGAGGGAGGGAGGAGAUUCACAGGAUUCAUCACGUUCUGAACCGCCAGGAACAAAAAAAUCAGCCCCAGAAACACCAGCACCAAAAGUUCAACAACAAGAAGUUAUCUCACCACCUCCCAAUGACCCUCCGGCAGGAAGCGAAGACGGUGCUGGUGGUGAUGAGGAAGGAAAAGCAAGAGAAGAAGGUGCUAAGGAUGCUGGAAAAGAAAAUAGGGGUGUUGCAACAAGUAAAGAGGUAAAAAACCCUGAAAACCACCAGAUGUCAGUGAAGGACCCGCAGUUGCGUAACAAUGAGGGCUUACAGUCACCAUCAUUGAAUGGAACUCAUGGAGUUGGAACGAUAACAACAUCAUUAAGUGGCAGUUUGACAGUUAAUACAAAUCAACAAGAUUUGUCAAGCCCUUUGCAGCCUCCAUUACCGAACAGCCCACCGCAUGCAAUUCCAUCAUCCACAUCUGCAGCUGGCCCUGAUAACGAGAAACGUCACGAAAACGGCAAUGGCACGAAGAAUUCUCAACAGUCUGUGGUAGGAGACAUUCAAGAGAAGAAUGGCACCGGCGUGAAAGCUGUCGCUUCAACAAGUGGAGAGGAAAAUUCACGAUUGUCAGUCACGACACUUGAAGAAAUGGGUGAUGCAACAAAGAAAGGCGACAGCAACAGCAGUACCGCGGCAACCGUGGCCCUGCGGUCUGACGCUGGCACAGAAGGCACUCCGCCCACCAAUCAUCCGAACCAACCAUCCACUGAAGGCGCCACACAACCCGAAACGAAUUCCGAUGGUGAAGCUGUAUCAGCCAACAAAUAUGAUACGGUCUCUCAGAGUGCAGGAUCCACAACAGCGCAAACCACAAACGCGAAAACAGGUGACACGGCGAAGCCUGUCGACAGUGACGGCGGCACCGCGGUCUCGCACACCACCUCCCCUCUUUUGCUUCUUCUUGUUGCGUGUGCGGCUGCUGCUGCGGUGGUGGCCGCGUGA
Molecule: messenger RNA, 1104 nt
Organism: Trypanosoma cruzi
Lineage: Eukaryota; Euglenozoa; Kinetoplastea; Trypanosomatida; Trypanosomatidae
Product: mucin-associated surface protein (MASP), putative
Exons: 1
Coding region: 1-1104 (367 amino acids)
Source: RefSeq, a predicted model, not a curated record